AGAAGAAAUUAAUUUCUCCAUUUCCGUUCUCCGAAGACGCCGACCGCCCCACUCUCUCUUAAAUCUCUUCCGCCGCCACCUGUCUCUCUCUCGCUCAUUCACGCUGACGCGGACAAUCCUCCUCCGAUACCGGACGACGACCAGCACGCCGCGCUGCCACUGUUACGCCGCUUUGAAGCAGUCCACCUUGAUUGGUGACGCUCUGUCCGGUUCCUCCACGGGUUUCGUUGUCAGUCGAGCCGUCAUCCCGCAAAUCGAAUCGUUGCUAGCCUCGUUAUUUUCUAGCUAUCUCACGUUGGAUCUCAGAUUUGGGUACAUUAUGAUGUUAGAUUGGGAGAAUUUAACUGCUGUCCAGUCGUGAGAAAGCUCAAAAUUCGGUGUUUGAAACAAAUUUAGGUAGCGGUCAAGUUCCAGGUGCCCGUUGAGUGCCUCACCACUUGUUGUGGACAUCCUAGCAUUGUCUAGAAGUGCAUCACGAGGAUGGUCUAGAAGUGGGGACGAUUAUGUAAAGAAGCCCCUUUUGAGAAAUUUUUUCAAGCAUUUUGGAGACACUGUCCAACCGUGGAUUGAGUUCUCUUUGGAGAAAAGAUGCAAGACUCAAUUCAGCUUCAAUCCCAGUUUAGGUUGGGCCAACGAGUCCACUUUGUCGGUGAUCCCAGACGUACUGGGACAGUGGCUUUCAUAGGAACCCUAGAAGGUUAUUCAGGAACGUGGGUUGGAGUGGACUGGGAUGACAACAAUGGUAAGCACGAUGGUUCCAUCAAUGGGGUUCGCUAUUUUCAGGCAAAGUCAGAACGAUCUGGUUCGUUUGUUCGGUUCCAGAAUUUGAGUCUUGGCAUUUCGCUGCUCCAAGCAUUGGAGCUCAGAUAUAGAGGCGACUCUACAAAAGAAGAAGAGGAUGAAAUGUACGUACUCUCAGCCAGUGACAAGCGUGUAUCUGUUCAGUUUGUGGGUAAAGAUCUUAUUAAGGACAAGCUUAGUCGUUUUGAGGAGUUAACUAGUGUAUCCUUGUCAUAUAUGGGUGUUAGCUCUCUCGGGAAUCCAGGUCAAAUUGGCUCCGUCUUGCCAAACCUAAAACAGCUUGACCUGACUGGAAAUUUGCUAUCAGAUUGGAAGGAUAUCAGUAUCAUUUGUGACCAGUUACAAGCUCUUGUAGCCAUCAUUUUAUCGAACAACUUAUUGUCGUGUGAAAUCUCAGGGCCCCUUCAAUUGAAACACAUUCGUAUUUUAGUUCUAAACAAUACUGGAAUAACUUGGAUGCAGGUUGAAAUACUUAAACAUUCACUGCCGGCUAUGGAAGAACUACAUCUGAUGGGAAAUAAUAUAAGCGAAGUAAAGCCUGAAUCGUCUUCUAUGGUUGAAGGAUUUAAUCUUCUGCGGCUUUUAAAUCUGGAAAAUAACUGUAUAGCUGAGUGGAACGAAAUAUUGAAACUUGGUCAAUUAAAAAGCUUGGAGCAGAUUCAGUUAAAUAACAACAAAUUGAGCCAUAUAUUUUAUCCCAACUUGAAUGAGUUGCACGAGUUAUUUGGAGAUGUUGAAUCACAAGGAGAUUGUUUUCCAUUUCAAAAUUUGCGAUGCCUCUUUCUCGGAGGCAACAACAUUGAUCAUUUGGCUUCUAUUGAUGUCUUAAACUCAUUCCCUAAUUUGAUUGACAUCAGGCUUUCAGAGAAUCCGAUAGCUGAUCCCAUGAGGGGUGGGAUUCCCAGAUAUGUUUUAGUUGCACGAUUGUCCAAAAUUCAAGUUAUAAAUGGGAGUGAGGUAACUCCUCGUGAAAGAAGGGACUCUGAAAUACGCUACGUACGCAUGGUUAUGUCAAAUCUGGAUGGCAAUCACGAGGAAACGUUGAGGCUACAUCCUAGAUUUGAAGAGCUUAAGAGUUUUUAUGGGAUUGAAGAUAAUAGUGCAUCAGUCGGACCAGCCGGACCUCAGAAGCUGUCUUCUGGUCUCAUUUCAAUCACUUUAAAGUGUGUGGGAGCAUCAAUUGGUGAGAAGCCACCAGUGACAAAGAAACUGCCACCCACUACAUCAGUUGGCAAGUUAAAGAUGCUUUGUGAAAGCUUUUUCAAACUAAAAUCUAUCAAGCUAAAGUUGUAUCUUCAAGAAGAGGAUUCUCCCAUGCCGAUAUUGCUUGAGGAUGAUAUGACAUCCCUGAUGGAUCUUGGCGUUGGGAAUGAAUCUAAUAUUCUUGUGGAUGAAGAGAGUUAAAGGAAGUAAACCAAAAGGUUCUUCGAUUAUUAGUGCAUUUUUUUUAUUCUUAAAUUUUCUGUAUUACCAUGAUUCACCCUGCCGAGGCUUGAAAGAUGCUAUCAAGUUUCAUUGUUGCUCUUGUACCCUCGAUUAUUGUCGCAAGUUUUUAUAUUAAGUUUGCACCCAUUUUAUUUUUUUGAAUAUCAUAUUCUAUAAACUGAAAACAGGAUAUCAAAGACUUGUUUGACCAAUAUUGACAUCUAAAAUAAAAUCAAUUGUUAGAAUAGAUGGUAACAA
This is a messenger RNA of Cucumis sativus (cucumber), 2484 nucleotides long. Its product is annotated as tubulin-folding cofactor E. Gene Ontology annotation, molecular function: alpha-tubulin binding. The transcript has 19 exons. Bases 589 to 2205 code for a protein of 538 amino acids. Lineage: Eukaryota; Viridiplantae; Streptophyta; Magnoliopsida; Cucurbitales; Cucurbitaceae. Gene Ontology annotation, biological process: protein folding. The record is from RefSeq and is a predicted model, not a curated record.